UCGCCUCUGAUAAAACCUAUCUGAUUUUAUCAGAAGCCCUGCAAAACCCUAGGCCCUAAAACGCUUCUCGUUUUGUUCUCUGCAAAAACCCUUUUUACUCUCUCGAAGCAAUGAUUCAAGGGGGCAAGAACCUUGUUUACAGGCCUCCAGCCUUCUCAGGCGAUGGCAAGAGAUUGCUUGUAUGCACAGGAAACACAGUCUCUAUCUAUGGGACCUCUACGGGUUUAUUGAUAACAGAAUUGGUGGGUCAUACAGCAACUGUCACCUCGGUGAUUGUUUUACCAGUUGCAGCUCCUGCCAGCAAAAUUGCUUCCUACUGUUGGACUUCUUCAUUGGAUGGGACAAUCCGGUAUUGGGAUUUUUCUUCCUCACAGUUGAUAAAGACAUUGGAGGUUAAUCAUUCGAUCUAUUCCAUGGUGAUUCCUAAUAUAUCUGGCCCACCAGCUGAUGAUAAUGGGGAGAAGGGGGAUCUUUAUGCUUUGAUUUCAGCUGAUUCUUCAAAGUCAUCGGCCCAGCAGAGAGGGUUGUCAGGACAAAUUCUGGUCUAUAACUUGACGAAGUCAGUGCUAUUAAAAAACACUGUUUCAGAGACAUUGAAACCAGAAACUCUUGUUGGCAGCUAUUCUGGGGAAUUUGUUGGCAUAGUGACGGCUAGAAGGCUUCUCAUAUGGAAGCCCCCCCGGAAAAAUACAGAUUGGGUAAACCUUGGAAAGUUUAGAGUACGCCUGCACCACACAAAGUCAUUCACAACACUAGCGUUUCAUCCUUCUGAGAGGAUCGUGGCUGGCGGUGAUAUAACUGGAAGAAUUUUGAUAUGGAGAGGAUUUGGCAAACGAAGAUUCGCAAAACAAAGCUUAACUUCAAGAAGGGAUGUGGAGAAUGAGGAAGAAAGACCUGGAGUGAGAGGUAAUGAUGAUGCAGAAUCCUGUGCGACAUGGCACUGGCACUCUACCGAAGUAAAAUUUCUGUCUUUCUCUUCUGAUGGAGCAUAUCUAUACUCAGGUGGAGGUGAAGGAGUUCUUGUGGCAUGGCAGCUGGAUACAGGAAAAAAGACAUUUCUUCCACGAUUUGGAUCUGCACUGCGAUACUUUGUGGAUUCUCCAGAUCCUUCUCUUUCCUCUAUCUCUUCUGCGGAUAAUCAAAUCCACCUUGUUAAUUUGCAAGCAAUGAAAGUCUUGAAGUCCAUCCCAGGAAUCAAGCUUCCUUUUGCCAUUCCAGAGAUCUAUGAGGGCUUAUGGAGUAAUGGAUUUGCUGUUGUUUCCAGUGCUGGAUUAGUUGCCCUACGAACUGAAAAUUAUGGCGUACAGUUCUAUAGCUUGCUUCAUGAUCGCGAAAUUACCCAGGUUGUGGUCUGCAACAGGAAUUACCAGACAAAUGAUGACGUCACGGUUGUUGUGAGUCUGCUAGCUUUGUCGGGAGAUGGCUCUGAGAUGAGCACUGUUGAGGUUAGGCUUCCGGAAGAAGGGAUAGGUGGUCUUGUUUGUCUGAAGUUCUGGGAAUGUGGCUCUCAUAGUGGUGACUUUGCCUUAUCGACCGUCAUUUAUGACCCUCAUGGUGAUGCAGGCAUAUCUGCUGUUGCAUUUCAUCCUACCCGCAGUAUGGUUGUGAGCUCUUCCUAUGGUGGUAACUUUAAGAUUUGGAUUCGGAGCAUGGACAUACAGAAGAAAGAUGGAAGUCUUCAAAAAGGUGGUUGGAGAUGUCAAUCCAUUGGCACAUACAAAAAGAACCCUAUGACUGCUGCUGCAUUUUCUGCAGAUGGGUCUGUCCUGGCUGUGGCUGCAGGAUUUGUCAUCACGUUAUGGAAUCCUAAUACCAACACACUUGUUGCAGUUAUGGGAGAGACCCCUGAGCCGAUUGUAGCACUUUCUUUUAUUCCAAAUGCAGAGCAUCUAUUGUCUGUAUCUCGAGGAUCAAACCCCCAGUUAUCUGUUUGGAACUUGUCAAAGUUGUCAUUGUCGUGGGCUUAUGCUCUUUGUGCAGAAGCCAUGGCCUGUGAUAUGAACAGUUCAAAAUUUGCUGUUCUGGUCCUUGCUCCUGCUAAAGUUCUCAGUGGAGUUUCAUCACACAGAGAUGGGCUGAUUUUACUAUUUGAGGCUGAAGAUGCAGUUCCUAUUGCCACUUGGUGUGUGAAGAAGGCCAAGGGAGGCGGGCUUGCCUUCUUACAAGAAGACCAUUUCACCAAAACAGAGAACACUACCAAUGGAAAAAUAGACGGGAAGUCAUCAACGAGGCUUGUGUAUUUGAAUGGGGAUCACGAAUACAUAGUCUUUAAUCCCUUCAACAGUGGAGACGAUACAACCAGCAAACCCCAUGACUGGUACCACCCCUUAGAGAAUGAAGAGCCAUUCGGGUACAAAGCUAUGUAUGGGAAGCUACCGGACUCUACUGAUAAGAGAGAGAAUUUGGAAACGGUUGCAUUCGAACUCACAGACAAACCUUGGGAGACACUUUUCAGUGGGUCUUCUCAUGUCCUCCCUCCUUUGUCCAAGUUAUGCCAUGUCUUUUUGGCUUCUCUACUAGAAAAGAAAAAGGAGGUGACAACCUGAUGUGAUCAAAUAUUUUGGUGGGGAGAGACGUGAUUUAUUAACCCAAAUCUAUUCAAGAGAGCAAGGGGAGUUGGUCAUCCUCACGGAGGGAGAGAGAGAGAGAGAGAGGAUGGGCAGACAACCGGAUUUCAAUGAGUUGGGAUUCUACAGGUGUAGUAAAGUAUUUACAGAGAGAGAGAGAGGUGGGAUUCUACAGGUGUAAUAAAAAAUUGUGAGGGAGAGAGCGGUGGGAUUUUACGUGUAAUGAAAUAGAAUUUAUGGAGCUCAUUAAACAGGCCAUGUAUCAUCAGUUGCUUCUCUGUUUUUUCAGAGAGGGCAUGUAAGACUACUAAAGGAAGAUUUUGUAAGAAAUGGUGAGUUUUUCUUUUUCUUUUCUAUAUGAAAUAACCUGAAAGUUUUAUUUGACAAA
Molecule: messenger RNA, 2955 nt
Organism: Amborella trichopoda
Lineage: Eukaryota; Viridiplantae; Streptophyta; Magnoliopsida; Amborellales; Amborellaceae
Product: Transducin/WD40 repeat-like superfamily protein
Molecular function (GO): protein binding
Source: RefSeq, a predicted model, not a curated record